Messenger RNA from Somion occarium, 1850 nucleotides. The record is from the annotation of a GenBank genome assembly. NCBI's taxonomy places the organism in Eukaryota, Fungi, Basidiomycota, Agaricomycetes, Polyporales, Cerrenaceae.
UAGUCAGCAACUUAUAUAGCUCAAGGCAACCAUUGCAGCCCAUACGCACACGCCCACCAACUUUGACCGCCAUCUCUCUCAACGAUGGAUCCCUCGUCCUCAGCCGCCGCCCUCAGGGCAGAAAUAGCUAGACUUACAGGUGCCAUUGAGCAACGCAAGACCCAAGCAAACGCAAGUUCAAGUGUAUACCCACCAAGCCGUCCGAGGCAUAAUGUUUACGUCAACCCUAACUACAAGCCUCCUAGUCGACAAGUCCCCAUAUCAAAACCGAUAGCAGGACCGCCUAUACCUGCAGUUACCGCGAAUCCUACCCCGAAGGAAGUUGUCAUCGGUGGUGUAGCUUUUGAAUCGUCAGGCAGGUCAUUAGUUCGCAAAGAUCUUCCAAAGCCUCCUGCGAGCUUGAAACCGCCACCAACAACACGUCCGAUUCGCCGCUCCUCCGCUUUCGCUAAGACUCGUGGAAGUAUUGUUCGACCGUACAAGCCCAAGUCAAGUCGAGGUCGUAAUAUGACUUUGAAUAAUUCUCGACGUCCCUUCCCGUUCGUUCACCCGAAGCGAUUAAGCUCGACCUAUGCCCUGCUAACUGUGUCUUACAGACGUCGAGUUUCAAACAAACGGAAGUACAUUGAAAAGCCAUGUCCUCGAUUCACCACCACCGGUGCGUGCUCAUUGAUCCAUGCAACAACCAUCUCAAGGCACCUCCGGGGCGUCAUAUCUACUCAUCGUUUUCUCCUCACAGGUGCCUGCAACCGUGGUCUCACCUGCCCAUACCAACACGAUCCCGCCAAGAUCGCCAUUUGCUGGAACUUUCUCCAAGGCAACUGCCCCAAUACCUCCGAGACUUGCAAUCUUUCACAUGAUCCAACGCCCGAACGUACUCCCCUCUGUGUCCAUUUUGCAAACAAUGGUCGCUGUACUCGUCAGAAUUGUCCUUUCCCACAUGUUCGCGUCGGUCAACGUCAUGGCGUCUGCCGUGACUUCGCCGUGUUGGGCUACUGUGAGAAAGGUUUAGACUGUGAUAAGCAACAUGUACGCGAGUGCCCAGAUUUCGCGGAACACGGCGCUUGCACGACUAAGGGAUGCAAGCUUCCGCAUGUCAUCAGGGCCAGUCGGACUCGCAAGACGGCUGCUGUUCCUCCUGCAAGUUCUCCCUCCUCUGGUACUGGUACCCCGCACGGUUCUACUAAUCCUUCUGCUGCUGCUUCUGACGUUGACUCUGGUGAUACUACUGGGGCUAACAGUGUUUCCGGUUCUCAUCAGGUUUACGCAGAAGAUGCACAGUUGGGAGAUGAGUAUAUCUCUCUUACUUUCCAUGAAAGUGAGAGCGACAGUGAUGAAAAUAGUGUCGAUGAUGAAGAUGAGGACGAGGAAGCAGCAGAUGAGCAGAAUGAAGAUAUAGACAUGGCUAUUCAUGAUGAUGACGCCUGAUGCGUGUGGUGAGCGGACUAUGUAUGGUCGUAUUUAUGUAGCCAUGUACUGCUUCCUUGGAAGAAGUGUAUUAUUGCAGCAUUUGAAUACAAGUAAUUUCCUGUACUUUUCUUCCCUCAGGGCUACGCAUGGAGGGAACAACACAAGCAAGGCCAAUUCCCCACCGUGAUCCAUUCAACUUCAGGGAUGUUCGUGAGCUAUUGUAAGCUCAUGUGUGAAGACAAUGUACCCAUCUCCCGACGGCGAGCAAACAUGAAUAGAGACAAGUACUCGAGUAUGUCUUAUGCCUCAGUUAGUUCGCGCAAGCGACGAACGGUGCUAUGAAUGCCCUUGCUCAGACAUCUCGAGUUCCGGAUGGACGACUAACUCAACGCACCUGCGGACAGUAGCGGCAGCGGUUGUCGAAACCGUCCAAGCGCCAC